This is a messenger RNA of Lodderomyces margitis, 447 nucleotides long. RefSeq lists its product as uncharacterized. The record is from RefSeq and is a predicted model, not a curated record. The transcript has a single exon. The annotation marks the transcript as partial. Lineage: Eukaryota; Fungi; Ascomycota; Pichiomycetes; Serinales; Debaryomycetaceae. Gene Ontology annotation, cellular component: membrane.
AUGAAAGGCUCAACUGUUGACAGCGAUAUGUUUAUGAAUCAGAGAGUAGCUGGGCAACAACAGACUUCCAAAGGCGACGAUGAAUCAUUUGCUGCGUCUGAAUUAGAAGGGGACUCUAGAGAGGGAGAUGGUAACGCCGUUGAUAAGCAAGAGAAACAGCUGGAUCUUAUGACAAACAAGCUGGAACAACACCCAAUUCAACUCCAGCAGCAUCAACAUGGACAACGGUUUGUUUCAUUUCAUAGUUCUGAAUACAAGAAACAUAGGGAGAGGAUAUACAUUAGGUUUGCUUUGAUCAUACUUUCGAUGGCUACAUUAUUGCUAACUGCACUUUCAAUAUACUGGGGUGCCUUUUAUGAAAUAUCUGACAAGGUGAAGGAUUUAAAGAUGUUGGUAGUUAUCGGUGACGAAAACACCAUUGAGGGAGUCCCACCAGUAUUUGGAGAC